UGCGGUGCCUGCUAUUGCUACUGUUGUUGUUACCGCCGACGUCUUUUUAGAUGUGGUAAAAUGGAAAGAGAAAAGAAAGAGAGAGGCACGUGUGUGAGUAAGAAAACGGGGAGAAGAGUAGAGUCUCAAAAGAGAGGGGAAUGUUCAAGUCUUACGAAGCAAUGCAAAACAUUUAGUUGGCAAAAAGUAUUCAAGGGGUAAACACUGCCCCGAGAAAUAAUACGAAUUUAAAGCAGACGAAGUGCUUCAUGUAGUAUUUAAGGACGAAAAACUAUAAACACGUUCUGGCGCCGGUCUGACUGUCUGCCUGUUCCAACUUUGAUGGUUUUAUAUUUUCUGCGAUCGGGGUGAUGUGUGGAUAUAUAUGUGUAUAUAAAUAUACAUGCAAUACGUAUGGAUAUGUAUAUGUAUAUAAUUAUAAGUGUUUUUGAAGUUGUUGUGAAUAUGUGUUAAAUUAUGUGAAUAAAUAUUGGAAAAUCUUUCAAACGCGGAAAACAAAUGAUGGUGGAAAAUUCAGAGUGAUACAAAAAUUAGUUCAGUAUCAGUACUCAGUUUCUUCAAGUGUACCUAAUUGUUGAAAGAUGAUCGUACUCUUUCAUCUCUCUAGAAUAUUAAAAUUUUUAAAAAUUAUUGCAAAGUUAUAGAUUUAUCUUUUCAUUUAAUCAAUAUGAAUUGUAAUAAAAAAGAUAUUACAAAAUUAUACAUCGAUCUUGAACUACAUAGUUCAUCCAGUCAAAACUAUAAUCGAUGAAAGAAUUUCCUGUGAAUAUCCCGGUCAUUUUGAGAAAAAUUGGAGUGUGCUAAAUUGUUCUUUCAAAAAUGGAAGUUCGUGCUAUGGAAUAUCGACCGGUUGUUUCCAGUCUACAGGACUACCAUGCAUCGAUUCCAGACUUAAGUCCACCAAGAAGUCAAGGGUCUUCAACGGGUGCCAAUUCAACUUUAGGAGAUUACACGCCUCGUUUAUAUACUCCACCUACACCACCGACAGCAAACGAAGAUGAAAAGAUAUUUAGAAAUAAAGCGGAUCUUCAGUUACAUACACAAAUUCACAUGAGAGAAGCUAAACCAUAUAAAUGCACUCAAUGUACAAAAGCAUUUGCAAAUUCUUCUUAUCUAUCACAGCAUACUAGAAUUCAUUUAGGAAUAAAACCAUACCGUUGUGAAAUAUGUCAACGAAAGUUUACGCAAUUGAGUCAUUUACAGCAACACAUUCGAACUCAUACUGGAGAUAAACCUUAUAAAUGCCGUCAUCCCGGUUGUAGUAAAGCAUUCAGUCAGUUGAGCAAUUUGCAAAGUCAUUCAAGGUGUCAUCAAACAGAUAAGCCCUACAAAUGUAAUUCGUGUUAUAAAUGCUUUUCAGAUGAACCUAGUCUUCUGGAACAUAUUCCAAAACAUAAAGAAUCGAAACACUUAAAAACUCAUAUAUGUCAAUAUUGUGGUAAGAGUUAUACUCAGGAGACAUAUUUAGCUAAGCACAUGCAAAAGCACGCUGAACGUACUGAUAAGCGACCUCCUAUUAUUAGUGCAAGUCUUAGGCCUGCAAUACAUUCAAUGGCUGCAGCCGCUGCAGCUGCAGUUGCACAUCACCAAACUGAUCAUUACUGGUCCAAAGUCAGUUCUGAUUCUGUACUUAAUGAUCUCCAUGAACGACUCCCUCAUCACCAUCAUUCUUCUUCAAACCAAGACUACCAUCAAAGCCAAACACAAAAUGAAAUUUUAUUGUCUCCUCCGACUCAAUCUCAUCGAGAAGUCUUGGAAGCAGCCGCUGCAGCUGCAGUUGUAGCCGCAUCCGCUACAUCCGAUACUCGUCAACAAACGUCGCAUUCAAAUCAUUCACAUGGACAUGGCCAUCAAUCUGCAAACAAUCCAAAUAGCAGUUCAGCAUUCACUCCCAUUUCAUCUAUUUCAAUUAAUUCGAUUUCUUCAAUGCAGCAUUCUUUAAAUCCACUAAAUCAUCUCCACUACUCCACCAGUCAUCAUUCUGGUCCAAGGCCGUACAUUUAUGAGGCUUUUAAUACUUCUCAAAAGUCGCCAUCAAAUCUUACUUCAGUAACUUGCAGUGUAACAUCUUCCACGUCAUCUACUCAUACAUCUUCCACACCAUCCUCAAAUCAAAGUACGUCUUUCCCGAAUCAACUCAUAAGUUUACAUCAAAUUCGUAAUUACGCUCAUCAGCCAAAUCUAAGUAACCUCAAUACUCUGCAAACGAAUACGGAAAAUCAUACUCUCAUCGGAGGUAUCAAAGAUAAGCAGUAAAUAUUAAGUAUUAAUAUAUAUAUUCUUAAAAUGUGGUGCUAUUUAAAUAAGUAAGGCUAAAAUGGAUAUUAUAGAUAUUAUUAUUGAAUAUUUAAUAUUUAUAAGAUAUUUAAAUUACCCAGAAAUCAUUUUAGUAAUAGACAUUGGAAUGGAGAAACUUAUUACCAUAUGAUACACAGAUCACCUCAGUACUUGGAUAUCAUCAAAUUGUACGUGACAAAAUAAACAACGCAUAAAAAA
Trichogramma pretiosum is the source of this 2496-nucleotide messenger RNA. Its product is annotated as zinc finger protein rotund-like. The transcript has 2 exons. The coding region runs from base 820 to 2256 and encodes 478 amino acids. The record is from RefSeq and is a predicted model, not a curated record. Lineage: Eukaryota; Metazoa; Arthropoda; Insecta; Hymenoptera; Trichogrammatidae.